AUGUCAAAAAUCAAUAACAAUCUGAAAGUAGGCAGCUACAGACUCGAUGACGCCGCGUCCCUAAACUCCGAAUAUGAUGAAGACGGGGACGUGAAUUCGAUGUCACGAAAAGAAGGACAAUUCAAACGUUUCCGCCGGUGGUUUCACACAUUCUCGGUCGGGACGCGUAGUUUUGUAUAUAUUUUCCCAGGGUUGGCCGUGUUUACUGUUUUUGCCGUGUUGGGGUACCUUGUUUGGAAGAAUACGAAUAUAGCGGAUGUGCCACUUCAUAUUUGGGCUAUUUGGUUGGGAGUGUGUUGGUUCGCGUUGUUUACGUCGAGAUUUGUGGUGUUUCUGUUUCCGUUUUUUAUGGAAUGGGUCCUUGGACAUAUUACAAGUCGCGCAAAACGUUAUAUGGAAUAUAUUCGUCAUUUGCAUUACUAUAUCUCGUUGUGCGCGUUUUUAUGUGUUGCAUUUUUGAGUUUUGUCCCAAUUAUGGUGGGUUAUAAUUCUAAAGGAGGAGUUAUAACUGAUUGGCAGUAUACAACGAACAGAAUACUUGCCGUUUGCUUUAUCGCCUCGGGAAUCGUUGCCCUCGAAAAACUCUUAUUGCAAGUGGUCGCCGUGAAAUUCCACGAAACUACGUACCAGGAAAGAAUCGCCCACAACAAAUACCAAGUCUCGGUGCUGACGACCCUUUAUGCCGCAUCGAAAAAAAGGCUUCGGCAGUCGACGAACGACGGGACAUUGCCAAGAUCCGAUUCGCAUGUCGCACAAAACAUCAAUUUCACAAAAAUCAUAUCACAGACGAAAAAUGCGUUGGAGAAGACUACGUCGGCGUUAGGUCAGAUUGCAUCCGAAAUUACAGGGCAUCAGUUCGACAGUGCUCUAAAUGCGUCGGAAGUCUCUGUCCUAAACUACCUACAAACAGGACACGACGCACGCAUACUGGGACGUCGAUUGUUCCGCGCGUUCUGUGAUUCGGAACGAAACCAUCUAGUCUUCGAGGAUAUUUGCGGUUACUUUCCGAGUCAUGAGGCCGCCGAAAACGCUUUUUUUAUUUUUGAUAAAGAUGGAAAUGGUGAUGUAAGUAAAGAAGAGAUUCUUAUUGUUUGUGUUGAAACGUAUAAGGAACGAAAGGCUAUUGCUGCUUCUAUGAGAGAUUUAGAUAAUGCAGUUGGCAAAUUAGAUUCGAUUCUAAUGGUCUUUAUCAUUAUUUUACUGUUUGUCGCAUUCUUGGACGUUUCGUUUCAAACAUACAUUGCCACAGCCGGGUCUAUUCUAUUGGCACUGUCAUUUAUGGUCGGGUCCAGUGCUCAAGCUCUCUUUGAAUGCAUCAUCUUUUUGUUCGUUAAACAUCCGUUUGAUGUUGGCGAUCGUGUUGAAAUAGAAAAACAGACAUACAUUGUUAAAGAAAUGGCACAGAAAUUCAUUCAAAACAUCAGGAGAUCAGGGCACAUGCGUGACGAGGUCUUGAUCGAAGUAGAUUUCUAUACAUCAUUCGAACAAAUCGAAGCUUUACGCGAAAGAAUGGUAACCUACUUGGAAGGUGAAGAACGUGACUUUUAUCCAACUCUUGAACUGACCGUCGAGAAAAUGCCAAAGUGUCGACAGCUGGUGAUAAAAAUCACGGUCGAACAUAAAUCUAAUUGGCAAGAUGAGGGAGUUACUUGUCGCCGGAAGAAUAAGUUUAUGUGCCAACUCAAGAACCUGAUAAUAGAUCUUGACAUACAAGGACCCUUCUCUGGACCAAAGUUCCCAGUUGACAAAAUGGUGUUGCCUGUUCGUCCGCUUCGUAUUCAUCCGAUAAAACAUGACGCAACGUCACCAAAGGCAGAUUUAACAUUAGGUGCAAAGAGUGACGUGUUCGAUGUCGAAGACAAAGAAACAAUGAUGCGCGCAAAAUCCGUACGAAGGCGCAGAACGAAAAAGAAUGGCUUUGGUAGUGAUGAUGAGGAUGAUCAUUUAUCAGUUAAUAUACGACAAUCACAACAAUCAUUGCAUCGUCAAUCACAACAAUCAUCGCAUCGUCAUACAAAAGUUGAUAUUGUGGUGACUGAUGAACAAGGGCUCAAUGAGAAACGGGAAGAAUGA
Ambispora gerdemannii is the source of this 2073-nucleotide messenger RNA. The record is from the annotation of a GenBank genome assembly. Lineage: Eukaryota; Fungi; Glomeromycota; Glomeromycetes; Archaeosporales; Ambisporaceae.